Messenger RNA from Paramecium pentaurelia, 1059 nucleotides. NCBI's taxonomy places the organism in Eukaryota, Ciliophora, Oligohymenophorea, Peniculida, Parameciidae. The record is from the annotation of a GenBank genome assembly.
AUGAAAUAAGAAAAUAGUUUAGAGAAGGAUGCUGAUAAGAAAUUUAAGAAAGGCAAAGAGGCGUAUAAUUUAUAACAUUAAUCAUUUUUUAGUUUAACAACUGGUGUAUUUUAGUGGAAAAAGGAUUAUAAUUUGGGUGCUAUGCAAUUUGAAGAAGCUGCUAAAUUGUAUAAGGAAUGCAAGAAUUUUAAAAAAGAAAAAGAAGCAUUGAAAUUAGCUAUUGAAUGUAAUGAGAAAUUAAAUGAUACUUGGGCAACUGGUAGAAAUUAUGAAGCCCUUCUUAAUUCUCUUAUUGAUAAUUCAAGUGAUGAUUACAAAGAACUUGUAGAAUGGACAUAAAAGGCAGUAAUGUAUUUCAAGGUUUCAGAUUCAGGAAUGAAAUCACUCUAAGUGUUUAAUAAAGUGGCAAAGUAAAAUUGAUUGCUUUUCUUCAGGUAUUUAAAUAAAAGACAACAAUAUGAGAUUGCAGAGAAAGUAAUUUUGGAAGCUUUGGUUGAAGCAGAAGAAUAAUAGGCUCCAUCUACAAGAACUGAUAUAAUUAGUUCGUAUGUUGAGAUUUUGAUAGAGACUCAAUAAUAUCAUAAAGUGGCUGAUUUAUAUAUGAAAGAAAUAACAUUAUUCAGAGAAGAACAUAUGAAAUAUCCAUUAAGUCAAUAUGCUUUAAUUAUUAUUGUUAUGUACAUUUUAUAAGAUGAGAUUAUCAGAGCCAAUCAAGAAUUAGAGCAAUUAAUUAUUUAGUAUGAUAAGAGUAUUAAUAAUAUAUUAGAGUGUACAAUUUCCAUAAAUCAUCAGAGUUUAGAGCAGUUGAUUAAAUGUUAAAUUCCUAUGAGAAAGGAGAUUAGAAUUAAUUUAAUGAUGCAAUAAUGAAAUCCUGUGUUACAUCUAUCUAUCCUCCAAAUGUAAAUAUAUUAUUUAUUAAAUUAGAUUGUAAGAGCUUUAAGGAAGGUUAAAGUCAGAGUGAUAAACAUUCAUUAAAAACAAAAUAUAAAUCAAUAAGAAAUUAAUUAAGGAAAUAAAGAAGUAGAUUAUGAAUAAGAAUUAGCAAAAAAGAUUCUUUGA